This is a messenger RNA of Apis mellifera (honey bee), 3210 nucleotides long. RefSeq names its product exocyst complex component 6B (gene Sec15). Gene Ontology annotation, biological process: Golgi to plasma membrane transport; exocytosis; intracellular protein transport. Bases 394 to 2745 code for a protein of 783 amino acids. The record is from RefSeq and is a predicted model, not a curated record. Gene Ontology annotation, cellular component: exocyst; membrane. NCBI's taxonomy places the organism in Eukaryota, Metazoa, Arthropoda, Insecta, Hymenoptera, Apidae. The transcript is spliced from 14 exons.
UAUAGUUAUAUGAAGAUGGCAGUUUAAACGAUAUUAACAAUGUUAUUGGGAUAACCAUAACUUUCAUAACGAAAAUGUCAUAAUUAAAUCAAAGAAUUUUAUUUUGUUUAUUGAUAUAAUUUAUUGUUAUCCAACAAAUGGAAGUUACCUGAUAUUAUUAAUAUAAGGAUAUAUAAAUUUAUUUGCUAAAAUUUUUGACAUUUCAUUUGAAUCGUCAAGUUUAAUAAAAAUGCAACGAUACGAUAUUCUUAUUCAAGAGAUAGAAGCCAUAGAUGAUUAUUUGGGUCCAACUUUUCGAUGCGAUAUUUAUCAUGCAUAUGCGCACUAGAAGGGUUGAAAAGGGGGUGAGCACCCCCGUAGAAGAAUAAAGAAAAAUUUAAUUAGAGUUCUAUUAUGUCAAGAUUGUCAACUAAUCAAGUUGAUAAUCUAUUGUCAACUAUGGUUCCAAAACACGAAUAUCUUUUAUAUGAAAUAGAAUCUACAGAUACUAAUAGUAUAGGCCUUGUUUUCAGAGCAAUUUAUGAUGGCCAUGAACAUCAAAAAUUUAUGGAAAAGCUUGAUGAGCGCAUUAAAGCACAUGAUAAAGAUAUUGAAAGAAUGUGCAAUCAUCAUUAUCAAGGUUUCAUUGAUUCAAUUAGAGAACUAUUACAAGUUCGUUCUCAAGCUCAACAGCUUAAUGCUGAGAUAUUAGAACUUGAUAAACGUAUCACUGCCACUGCCACCAAAGUAAUAGAAAAAGGAGAAGAGCUUGUUAAAGCACGUAAAGUAGAAAGUAAUAUGGCUGCAGCAGUAGAUAGUCUCACUAUGUGUCUUCCUGUUUUAGCUGCUUAUGCAAAGUUACAAAAACAAUUAAAAGAUAAACGAUUUUAUCCAGCUUUAAAGACAUUGGAACAAUUAGAACAUCAUGAUUUACCAAAAGUAACAAAUUACAGAUUUUCUUCACAAAUUACUCAACAAAUUCCGCAACUACGUGAAAAUAUAAAGGAUGCUUCCAUGUCUGAUUUAAGAGACUUUUUAGAAAAUAUUAGAAAAUAUUCACCAAAAAUUGGUGAAGUUGCUAUGAGACAUACACAAGAACAGUUAACUGUCGAAGCAGAAAUUAUUGGUCGAAAAAAGAAAAGAUCACAUGUAACAAAUUCAAAUGAAUCAGAGGAAGAAUUAAGCGCUCAAGACUUAAUGGAUUUUAGUCCCGUUUAUCGUUGUAUGCAUAUUUAUACAGUACUUCGUGAAGGAGAAACAUUUAAAGCAUAUUAUAGGCAACAAAGAAAACAGCAAGCUAGAUUAGUUUUACAACCACCUAUUAAUAUGCAUGAAAGUAUAAAUGGUUAUCAAACAUAUUUACAAGGCAUUGUAGGAUUUUUCGUAGUAGAAGAUCAUAUUUUAAAUACCGGUAAUGGUUUAGCUACACGCACUUAUUUAGAUGAAUUAUGGCAGAUGGCAUUAUCGAAAAUCGUAAAUGCAUUACGUACCCAUUCCGCGUACUGCACAGAUGCGACACUUAUUCUAAAAAUAAAAAAUCUUAUAAUGCUAUUCAAUACAACAUUAAGAAAUUAUGGAUAUUCAGUAGGACAACUUUGGGAUUUAUUACAAGAAAUUCGAGUACAUUAUAAUGAAGUUCUAAUGCAACAUUGGGUUCAAGUGUUUAGAGAUAUUUUGGAUGAAGAUAGUUUUUUGCCAAUUCAUGUAACAACACAAGAAGAAUAUGAUAACGUUCUUGAUUUAUUCCCAUAUCAUGAUGAAGAGUUACAAAAAAUAGAAUUUCCUAAAAAAUUUCCAUUUUCGGAUAUGGUACCAAAAGUUUAUCAACAAGUAAAAGAAUUCAUUUAUGCUUGCUUGAAAUUUUCCGAAGAUUUAAAUUUUACUCAAACCGAAAUAGAUGAAAUGAUUUGCAAAUCAACAAAUUUACUAUUAACGAGAACAUUUAGUGGAUGUUUAUCAUCAUUAUUUCGAAAACCAUCAUUAGCACUUCUACAAGUAGUUCAAAUUAUAAUAAAUACUGGUUAUCUUGAAAAAUCAACUAAAUAUUUGGAAGAAUUUGUGUCUAAUAUUACAGGAACACCACAUGAAGGACAAUUGAGUUGUAUGGAUGUUGAAUCAGCUAUGUUUAGAGUUGCAAGAGAUGAUGCUGAAAAACAAAUAUGUGAAAAAUUAAAAAAUAAACUUGAUGAAUUUUUAGAAUUGGAAAACUAUGAUUGGAAUUUGGCAGAACCUCAAGGACAUGCAUCUGGUUUUAUUACUGAUCUCAUAGCAUUUCUGCAAAGCACCUUUACAUGUUUUACUAAUUUACCGGAUGAAGUUGCACAAGUUGCAUGUGAAUCUGCCUGUUCUCAUAUAGCAAAAUCUAUAUUAGGAAUAUUAGUUAGUGAAGACGUAAAACAAAUAUCUAUGGGUGCUCUUCAACAAGUCAAUUUAGAUACAAUACAAUGUGAGCAAUUUGCUGCCUCGGAACCUGUUUCUGGUUUACCCGAAGGUACCUUACUCCAACAUUUUGCACAGUUAAGACAAUUACUGGACUUAUUUAUGAGUUGGGACUGGCCUACGUAUUUUCAUGACUAUGGCCAUGAAUCAAGUAAAUAUCAUUUAGUAACUCCAAAUAUGGCUGUACUUUUGUUAGAGAAAUUAAAAGAAUCCGAUAAAAAAACAGUAUUUUCUGUAUUAAAGAAAAGUGAACGAGAUAAGAAAAAGCUUUUAGAAACUGUAUUGAAACAAUUACGUCAAUUAGCACAAACGACACAACAACAAUGAACUUAAAGUCAUUAUGUAUAUACCUCAAAGAGAUUGUAAAUAUAUAAUUUUUAAUAUAUAAAGCAUAUUUAAAAACAUAUUAUUAAUAAAAUAAUUGUGACAAAAUUUCGAUUGAUCAAUCACAUGAUUCCUUAUUAUCAUGAUACAAUGAUUAUUAACAUGCAUAUUGAUUUUCGUACUGUCAUCUUAUAUUUAUUGUGCUUAUGAUAUCAAUUUUCUGAUAUUUAUGUUACUAUCAUUUUUUUUUAUAAUUAUUAACAAUUUCAUUUGAAUUUCAGGCAAUAGAAUGUAAUACAUCAGUAAAUUCCCAUUACACUUAUUAUUUUAAUUGUUUUCCUCCUAAAUUUUCAUUAUUAUUUUACAUGUAAAUGAGUUACAUAUUGUACAAUAACUGUACAGUGAAUAAAGUAUGAUGUAUAAAGUCCCAAUUCCUAAGUCUUACAGAUGUAAUUAUCUUCAAAAUUA